This is a messenger RNA of Ectocarpus sp. CCAP 1310/34, 1163 nucleotides long. NCBI's taxonomy places the organism in Eukaryota, Phaeophyceae, Ectocarpales, Ectocarpaceae. The record is from the annotation of a GenBank genome assembly.
UGCUGUGUGCUUUGUGCUGUGUGCUGUGCCUGCCAAGGUGUUUGCUCUUCCCAACGUUCAACCGCUGGCUGGGUUCGGCGUUGGCUGUCUUGGCUGUUGGUAUUUAACUGGAUCGCCACUUCUUCCGCCUCUCCGGCUCUUCUUGACCGCAUCAUGGGAAGCAAAUUGUCCUCUGCGCAACGCUCCAAGACGCACCAGGCGGAGACCACAAAAUACUACGAUCAUGCUAUCCGGCUGUUGGAAUACCGACCGAGUUGCACGUGAAAGCCGAGCCCCCGACGGAAAAGAGGAAUUGUAGAGAAAACGUAGAUCACUGCUUGUGCAUCCUUGCACACGCCGGAUAGAAACACUCGAGGGACGGAAGAAGAGCCGGCUGCAGAAGCUCAAGGAGUCGGAAGCAAAGUGGAAGGCGGCCCAAGAAAAGACGCAGUCUUCCCCUCCGCCCAACAGGGGUGUAAAUCGAUGACCGGUGUCGUACUUGGUUGUAAGUGUUCAUUUCACCUCAGGUGCACCUCAGGUGCAUGGCCGUGCCUAUGCACCUGGUGACGCGACACACGUUCUGUUGAUAUGGCCUCAGCCUGGUUGUGUCGGGAACGGUGUCUUGCUGUAAACAGUCACGCUUACGUGGCUCUCUCCUACAUGAUGUGGGCAAUCGUUCUUUUGGUCGGGAAGGGGCGUGGCGCUGUGCCUUUGGGGUAUUCUACAAUGUACAGGUAAAAAAUUGUGACGGCACUGGUGCCAAAGCCUGGUGGUAGCCACACAGGCUUGAACGCAGGGUGAGGUCGUUUCAGACGAUUGCACUAUUUUGGUACAAGAAGCUGGAGUUAUGUAGAGACAACGUGUCGGCAUGGAGUAGGGAGGCAACCAAUAGUCUAUGACUGGAUCAUCUUUUGCAUUACCGCCGUAUCCCGGGGUCAGUUUUCACGCGAAACAAAAUGGCGCUGUUGCGAGCACGGCCUGUGCGUCUGAACUGCACAACAUCGCAAGUUGGUUCCGCGGGGCGUGAUCGCAAGGCAGAGUUCUGGUGAACCGUCGCUGGUUUGAUGGGGCUUCUCGUUGGCACCACCACCAUUAAUGUGUCUGGUGUCAAUGAUGUCAUAAACCAAGCACCGCGGAGGACUCGGUAACAAGUAAGUUGGCCCAAAGUCUCACCAUCGCGCCGU